CCAGCUGAGUCUCCAAAUUCCUGCCACUUCUUCUUAUUUGAGAUUUUUCUUGCAUUCUUACCGCUUACUGUAGUGGAGGACAGAGGAUUGUGGGAAGUGGCGUUUUUUUGUUUUUUUUUGGACGGACCAAUUAGAAAGCAGUCGAAAAGCUUGGUACCUAGGCAACAAAUGUAAACAUUGGAAGGACGGGAAUAUUCCCUCUCCUCUGAAAUUAUACAUGAAAAGGACCCCAACAGCUGGUAUUGUGGAUUCAGCACAUGAUCUGUAACACCAGAUGAAGUCAUGCACGCACACAUAAGAAGAAGGAACACUUCUCAAGGGCAGCACAGCUUUGCAGGGCAAAGACAUGGCAUGCCUAAUAGGGAAGCAGAUGCAGUAAAUCAUCCAUUUCCAGACAAGCCCGUCAGCCACAUAAGAUCUAUCAGGUCACAAGUUGCACACAAUUUGGAUGAUUUUGAAAACAAAGUUUCAACACAACCAAUAGCUCCUUUGCUGCCCCAGAAGCAUUAUUCAGAUGGCAUCACAGGGACCAUCAGACCCUCACACAGACUGCCCCAUGGAGAGCAGCAGAUGGCUAAAGCAAUCCGGGCAAAAGAACUCAUGCUACAGGAGAAGCUCUGGAAAUUUGAAGACACACUAAGACAAAGGAUCCAGAGGGACAGUGCUGACAGUGCUGGAGGUAAUGAGAAAAAGAGAUGGGAGGUGGGAUACAACAGAGGACAAGCUCAGAUGCAAAAAGCUCAGACAAAUACCAGGAUACCUGAGCUUCAGUUUGGAGAGCCAGCACGAGGCAGAGAUAAAGUGACACAAGAUAGAAGGCAUGUUGAUUUUCAGCAACCUGGACAUAAACAAGAUCAGAGGACUGAGGACAGAAUGAGGCAUACAAAGGAAGCACAGCAGGUAGUUUCAGAAGCUUUUCAGCCAAACAGAAAAGCAAAUAAAAGCACUCAAGAGAUCAUAUUUAACAAGCAAGAAGUGAACGGAGAGCUGAACAGAUCAAGAUGGCAGAAUGUGAAAGAGCACACCAGAGGAAAAGAAGGCCAUAAAGAUGGUGGCAUUCAGGGAGAAGCAGAGAAAAUAAAAUACAGUGAAAAAAAUAUGGCUUCUGUCGGCAACUCAGGGUGGAUGAGAGAAAAUAAACACAGAGGGAGGAUGCAUAAGGAACAAGACAUACCUCAGAAGAGUCUACAGAGAACUGCUUGUACAGUGCCUUCUGAAAACCAUAGACAUGCAACUCUUCCAUCGGAUUCUAGUCCUUCACAUUGUAGUGGACCACAGCAGGGGGAGCUCAUGCUCACGGAGAGCACACAAGUCAGCCGCCAGCUUUUUCUUUGCAGAGUCUGCAGCCGAAAGUUUGCAAGUGAAAGAUUAGAGAAGCACGUCCAAAUAUGUGAAAAGGUGAAGAAGUCACAUCGGCAAGUCUUCAACUCAUUCAUUAAUAGGACCAAAGGAUCAGUGUUAGAGGAAUACCUGAAAACAAGCAGCAGAAGCAAGAGUCCAGAGGCUUUAAAGAAAAAGACGGGAACACAAAACCGCAAGGGAAAUAUAAGCAAUCUGCCUCAGGCUCGGCUCCAAGCUGCCACCUCACAGCCAAAGAGAGCCUCAAGCAUCAGCACAUCAGAAGUCAGUUACUAGUUUGAUCACUUUGGGCUGGCAUUUAAAGAUUUCCCUCUUAACUACGCAGAAUUGUCUAAUAUAUGUUUUACAAGCAUGUGUUGACAUCAAUAAACAGUAA
This is a messenger RNA of Archocentrus centrarchus (flier cichlid), 1735 nucleotides long. RefSeq names its product zinc finger C2HC domain-containing protein 1C. The transcript is spliced from 3 exons. The record is from RefSeq and is a predicted model, not a curated record. Bases 283 to 1635 code for a protein of 450 amino acids. Lineage: Eukaryota; Metazoa; Chordata; Actinopteri; Cichliformes; Cichlidae.